Penaeus vannamei (Pacific white shrimp) is the source of this 879-nucleotide messenger RNA. Lineage: Eukaryota; Metazoa; Arthropoda; Malacostraca; Decapoda; Penaeidae. The record is from RefSeq and is a predicted model, not a curated record.
UGGUGUGUGUGUGUUUCCUCCACAAUUCAAUCCUGGUUUUCGAUGUAAACAAAAAGGGAGACGCGUUCAACACAUGUUAAAAUUUACCCUCAAAUUUCUUUGCGUUGCGUCGACAAUAAGCUUUAUUUACACAGUCUGGAAGGAUGACUGCCAAAGUAGGAAACGUGCGGACGCUAAGGGUGGCUCUCCCAGGGGACGAGGUGCUGCAGUUUAACCCCGACAAGGACAAGGACCGCAUCUUCAUAGGCCCGGGGCUGCGGUGGAAGGAGAACAUCGUCCGAGCGACCCGCCCGGGCCUCCUGAAGAAGACCACGAAGAACCUGUACUACGUAGACACCCACCAGAAGCGUUACAUACCGCAGAAGAGAGAGUUCGUCAUCGGGAUAGUCAUGAAGAAGAAGGGGGACAACUACGUCAUCGACAUCGGCGCGAGCGACCAGGCCACCAUCUCGUACUUGGCCUUCGAAAAUGCCUCCAAGAAGACCCGAAAGGAGAUGAAGCUGGGCGACCUCCUCUACGGCCAGCUGUUGGUGGCGAACAAGGACAUGGAGCCCGAGUUGGUGUGCAUUGAUGUGUACAAUCGCGCCGUGGGCAUGGGUACCCUUCCGGAGGGCGGAGUCAUGUUCACAGUCCCCCUGCACGUGGCGAGGCAGAUCGUCAACCCAAACAACCCCUUUUUAAAGACGAUUAGUAAGAUGAUAAAGUACACGAUAGUUGUUGGCUUUAAUGGCAGAGUCUGGAUCAAAGCGGAGAGGCAGAGAGAGAUGGUCGCCAUAAUGAACUGUAUAGCGAUGCUGGAAGUGAUGCCCUCUGAGGAAGCGGAGAAAAAAGUAGUUAAAUUGCUUGAGAAUUUUUGAAAAUAAAAAUAGAUUACGCAUU